AUGUAUUUAUCGAAAUUUCUCGCAAUAUUUUUAUGUUGUAUUAAUAUUCUAGUAAAAUGUAAAUCGAUGUCUGGCUAUCACGACCUGGUAGGAAUUCCCAGAGCAAUAUCAUUGAGACUAUCUGAAAGAUUGCGAAUUGUGGGAGGCUCCCAAGUGGCGGCCAUUUCUUCGCUGCCUUAUCAAGCUGGUAUAUUAGCUACACUCACAACAGGACACACAUCAAUAUGCGGAGGAAGUUUGAUUUCUAAUACAAGGGUCCUUACGGCUGCACACUGUUGGUGGGAUGGUCACUUUCAAGCCCAAAAAUUUACCAUUGUUCUGGGGUCCCUUAAAAUUUUCUCUGGAGGGACAAGGUUGGAAACCAAAGACGUAGUGGUACACCCGUCUUGGAAUACGAGGGAUAUACUAAACGAUGUCGCUAUGGUGAAAAUUCCUCGUGUCGUUUUUAACAAAAACAUUCAGUCUAUUUCAUUGCCAACAAAGGAAAUGAACCAAAAUUUUGCUGGUCUUACAGCCACCGCUUCCGGGUACGGAAAAACAAGCGAUACACAAAGCAGUUUUCCAACUACAACUUCCCUGCAUCAAAUUCAACUCACAGUCAUGAACAAUACAGAGUGCCAGAAAAACUUCAAGGUUACAAUACACAAUAGCCAUUUGUGUACGGACGGAAUACGUGGAGUUGGAACUUGUGACGGUGAUUCUGGUGGCCCAUUAAGUCUUGUUUGGAAUCAACGACGCAUUUUGGUUGGAAUCGUCUCUUUUGGCCUAGGAGAUGGUUGCCAAAAAGGACUGCCUUCAGUUUAUACUCGUGUGACAGCUUUUCUUACUUGGAUAAAUGCUAAUUUGUAA
Parnassius mnemosyne (clouded apollo) is the source of this 849-nucleotide messenger RNA. NCBI's taxonomy places the organism in Eukaryota, Metazoa, Arthropoda, Insecta, Lepidoptera, Papilionidae. The record is from the annotation of a GenBank genome assembly.